AUGUCAAUUUUUGUACUCCCGAUAGCGCUUUCAUCAACAGCCUCUCACUCGAAACCAUUGUUCCAAUCGGUCAGGGAAAAUGAAAGCAGGAUUAGGAAUAAGCGUAAGCGCCAUGAAUCUAUGUCAGAGUCAGCAUCAGAACCAGAGAUUGAAGAGCUUGAUGUCAAGGAUCCAAGAACAAAUCCUCUUAGUCUAAAUCCUGACGAGGUUUUUCAGUAUCGGACAGCGGGCCUUGAAUUGAAUGAAACGCUACCUGCGGUAAAUCAAUGGCCCCAUCGUGACUUUACUGAACCAAUGAUGUUGCCGGUCAGGCCGAAGAAAACUAAAUCAGCAAGCAAGGCCAAAAAUAUUGAAACUGAAAUUUGCGAUGAUGAAAGCCUAAACACGGCUGCUAAAGCGGAAGAAAAUAUCUCAGCAUCAAAAAUAAGUCGUGAAUCACAGCUUCAUAUUCGACAUAUCAAAGUAUUAACGGCCAUUCUUCAUCGGUGUCUUCAGGAUGGUGAUAUCGCACGUGCAAGUCGGGCCUGGGGCCUACUAACUCGCUUGCAAGUCUCCGGUCAAGGAAUAGACUUGAGGAGUAGCGGCUACUGGGGAAUUGGCGCUGAACUUCUGAUACGAGGUGCUAGUAUGCCCACAAGUCGUAUCAACAAUUCCAACCCUAAAAUAAAAAGUGGCCAACAAGCCGAUGAAAAUGAAAUUACAGGUAAAUUUCCAAAAAUACCGAGUCAUCGAGGGCUAGCAGAAGGGUUAAGAAGAGCCAUAGAUUUCUAUGAGCGCUUAAUUAUUGAGUAUCCUUUCAAAAGACAAUUCCCUAAAAGCAUGAGCGCUCUAAAUUGGUGGCCAAUCAUGGCCGGCUGCGAAAUUUACAGAAUUCAGUUGGAGCACACCAUAGCAUACGAAGUGCUUAAGAGAAAAGAAACAAUUAAAACCCCACUUAACGAUAUGAAUGAAGAUGAUAUUUUGGGGGAUUUUGAGGGAGGAUCGGAAGAGUUUUCGAAUUCUGGAGAUAGUGAAGAGAUCAGUCUUGAAUCAAAGCAAGAGCACGAAUGGCAAGCAAGAGAUCGUAUUCGUAAAAUUGCUCUGGAUGCUUCGGAAAAUCUAGCCACUCGUCUAGAUGAGCGAAUGGUAGUUCCACCAUUUUCCGAAAGUCGUGAUAUGUUGUGGCUGCGAGGCAUGUUAGCAUUAUACAUUGGCGACCUAAGUGUUCCAGAAGAGGAUAAAGCUAGAGAGCUAGAUCCUUCAAAGACCGCUUGGCCGGAGCGUGAGGAAUCAUUUGAAACAGAGAGGAUCCGUAUUCAACGGAAUUUAGAGUUGCGAGAAAGGCACAACCUUUACAAGCAUGGCUUGGAGAAGAAAGCGCGGGAGUGGCAAGUGGCUGGUGAUUUCUUCGAAAAAGUAAAAAAUGCAGGUGGUGAUCCGCCAAACCUACCAGACUGGAGGAAUUAUGCUGAAUAG
This is a messenger RNA of Blumeria graminis f. sp. triticale, 1455 nucleotides long. Lineage: Eukaryota; Fungi; Ascomycota; Leotiomycetes; Helotiales; Erysiphaceae. The record is from the annotation of a GenBank genome assembly.